Molecule: messenger RNA, 1608 nt
Organism: Vollenhovia emeryi
Lineage: Eukaryota; Metazoa; Arthropoda; Insecta; Hymenoptera; Formicidae
Gene: Pdxk
Product: pyridoxal kinase
Exons: 7
Coding region: 179-1069 (296 amino acids)
Biological process (GO): pyridoxal 5'-phosphate salvage
Cellular component (GO): cytosol
Molecular function (GO): pyridoxal kinase activity
Source: RefSeq, a predicted model, not a curated record
UCGGUUAAAUAGAUUGUACAGGCGCCAACUUCGUGCCAUUCGUUACCGCGCAGCAGCAGGUGCCGGUCGCGCGACUCCUGGCUCUCACCCAGCGUACGCGGAGCACGGCAGGCGGCAAGUAUAGUAUCGGCUGGGUGUUUGAGGGAUUAAAGUGUUACCGCGAGUCAACCGGUCAGCCAUGUGCUCCGCGAGGACACCGCGCAUUCUCUCGGUCCAGAGCCACGUAGUGUCGGGAUACGUCGGCAACAAGAGCGCUACUUUCCCGUUGCAGCUACUGGGCUUUGAGGUUGACACAAUUAAUUCUGUACAAUUGUCCAAUCAUACCGGCUAUAAGGCAUUUAAGGGUCAAGUGCUGAAUGACAAAGAUUUAGACGACCUAGUUGACGGUCUGGUGCAAAAUGGCUUGGACAAUUAUACGCAUUUACUAACUGGCUACAUCGGCUCUGCUUCUUUUCUGAAAAGAGUAGCGGCACUAGUCACGACUCUAAAAGCCAAAAAUCCAAAUCUUACAUACGUUUGCGACCCGGUCAUGGGCGACAAUGGCAAAAUGUAUGUCCCGGAAGCGCUGAAAGAUAUUUACAAACAGGAAAUCGUGCCACUGGCGGAUAUAGUAACUCCAAACCAAUUUGAAUUGGAAUUACUUACAAAUGAGAAAGUCACUAAUAUGAGCGAACUGCAAAAUGCGAUUAAAAAGUUACAUCAGAACGGACCAAAAACCGUGGCUGUGUCGUCGACCGAGCUCAGCGACAAGCUGACGGCAAUAGUGAGCACCGCGAAAGAUAACGCGUUAAUGAAAGUUGAUAUUCCUAAAAUACCAGCAACAUUCACGGGUUCCGGAGAUCUCUUUGCUGCGUUAUUUCUUGCCCACGUAUACUUACAAAGUGAUAUGAAAGCAACCAUGGAAAAAACUGUAAAUUCCCUGUACAGCGUGCUGCUUAAUACAUAUGAAUAUUCGAAAGUGUAUGCGGAUAUCGGGGCACAAUCGGUUAGAAAAAUUGAAUUGCGGCUCAUACAAAGUAAAAGCAAUAUUGAAAAUCCAGAAAUUCGUCUGUUUGCGGAAUCUUUAUAACAUAAAGUUAUGGGAAUAGUUAAGAGAAAUGCUUAAAAUGUUGCUUACUAAAAGAGAAAAGCAUAUUUUUCAAUGUUCUUGGCUAUAUAUAUAUAUAUAUAUAUAUAUAUAACUAUACAUAUAUAGUUUAUGUAAAGUUAUAUUAAUAAUUAUACAUUAGUUAUGACACAUGGCAUGGAAACGGAUUCCAGGACCGAUCGCAAUUUAUGUACGCCUCUCAGUCUAUAGGAACUUAAUUGAAGAGUUGGGUAUUGUGAAUGCGAAAAAGUAUGAUAUAUGGAUUUGGGAAUCCAUUUAUUUGCUGCAUAACUAAAUGUUUGUUAAAUAGCAUUUACAAUAAUGUGAAGGCUUUUCCAAAUAAUCAAACCCCAAAGACCAAAGUAUACGUCUUCCAAAAUGCAUACUAUAAUAAUUAUUUAUAUUAUAUGUACACACAAUCUGUAAUAGGUUUACAUGACAGAUGCUGUUUUUAUUCUGUAUUUAGGUAAAUUUUGACGACCUCGUGUCCAUGAAAUAAAUUAAGUUAAUAUUGUUAACAC